Messenger RNA from Sycon ciliatum, 1949 nucleotides. RefSeq names its product casein kinase II subunit alpha-like. Gene Ontology annotation, cellular component: cytosol; protein kinase CK2 complex; nucleus. Bases 128 to 1216 code for a protein of 362 amino acids. The transcript has 13 exons. Gene Ontology annotation, biological process: peptidyl-threonine phosphorylation; regulation of cell cycle; peptidyl-serine phosphorylation. Gene Ontology annotation, molecular function: ATP binding; protein serine/threonine kinase activity. The record is from RefSeq and is a predicted model, not a curated record. Lineage: Eukaryota; Metazoa; Porifera; Calcarea; Leucosolenida; Sycettidae.
CAAGCUUGCCGUUCGCUGUGCUCGAGCAGCUUCUCUGCGUUUUCUGUAGUUUUUUCCUUGCUCUUUCUUGCAACAAUGGGCUCUUCAUGAGCUGUUGCGCCCCUUACUUAGCUACCAGGUGGGGAGGAUGUCGUCCGGUAGUCGAGCCAGGGUUUAUGCUGAUGUGAAUACACACAAGGCUAGAGAGUAUUGGGAUUACGAGGCACAUACUAUCGAAUGGGGCAACCAAGAUAGCUACCAGCUUGUCAGGAAGCUUGGUCGAGGCAAAUACAGUGAAGUGUUUGAAGCAGUUGAUGUAACGAAGAAUGAGAAGUGUGUGGUGAAGAUCCUCAAGCCGGUCAAGAAAAAGAAAAUUAAGCGUGAAAUCAAGAUCUUGGAAAACCUGCGAGGAGGUCCGAAUAUCAUUCAACUCUUGGAUGUCGUCAAGGAUCCAGUUUCCCGGACACCGGCUCUGAUCUUUGAGCAUGUGAACAACACCGACUUUAAGCAACUUUACCAGACGCUGUCUGACUAUGACAUCCGGUAUUAUAUCUUCGAGCUCCUGAAGGCAUUGGACUAUUGUCAUAGCAUGGGAAUAAUGCACCGGGAUGUCAAACCGCACAAUGUCAUGAUCGAUCACGAACAAAGAAAACUCCGUCUUAUUGACUGGGGUCUGGCAGAGUUCUAUCAUCCCAACCAGGAGUACAACGUUCGAGUUGCUUCUCGGUACUUCAAAGGACCUGAAUUGUUGGUGGACUUCCAGGAGUAUGAUUAUUCACUGGACAUGUGGAGUCUGGGUUGCAUGUUCGCCAGCAUGAUCUUCAAGAAGGAACCCUUCUUCCAUGGCCAUGACAACUAUGAUCAGCUCGUGAGGAUUGCGAAGGUGCUUGGGACAGAGGAACUUUAUGCGUACCUUGACAAGUACAACAUGGAACUAGACAUCAGAUUUAGUGAAAUCCUUGGAAAGCACUCGCGGAAACGCUGGGAAAGAUUUGUUCAUGCUGAAAACACGAGUCUUGUAACGCCUGAGGCAUUAGACUUCUUGGACAAGCUUUUGCGUUACGAUCACCAGGAGCGUCUCACUGCGAAAGAGGCUAUGCAACACCCGUACUUCCAUCCUGUUGUGAAAGAGGCUGCGAGACAAGCAGCAUCGUCAGUGGCCGCUGUAGCUGCUGUAUCGCCACCGGCAACCUUUGCCGGCACAUCUGGCCAUGGUGGGAACAGCGUCAACAGUUAAUAUUUGCUCGUCCGUCUGCUGUGCUCCUCACUCUUCUGUGUGGUCACGUACUUAAUCGGUCUUCCUCUUUCCGUCGUGACGUUGCCGUGUCACUGGCACCGAUGUACAGCACCCACAAAUUAAUUGGCAGCUUUUGCUGCUGCCGCUACUACGCCCCGAAUGAGACCAAUGUUGUACUUUGUACAUUUCUUUUCUCGGGCUUUGACUUGGUGGAUCUGGUUGUGAAAUUAACGAACAAAGUGUGAUCAGACUACCUAGAUCUAUUUGCGAACUCCAAGGCACAUCUCACGCUAUUUUUAUAAUUGCGCUUUGUAGUGUGAUUAUGUGUGCCAUUGACAUUUUACUUGUUGCGUGGAGUAGUUUCUUGGACUUUCAGUUGUACCGUGCCAUGUUUAGCCAGUCAGCUGUCUGUAACUCCACCCAUCCCUGCAAGUUCAUAGAUUUUUUAAACAUCUCCAACUAUUUUUUCCUUCCGUGUACAGUUGCAGUUGCGUUCUUUGUUCUGUCCUACGUAGUCCAUUAUUAUUUCUGUUGUUGCUGGCUGUCAUAACAUUUUCUCCUGGCAUGUUGCAUUUCACUCGUUGAUCUUAGGGAAGAGUUUGCUGCAUCGUGUUAGUCCAUGUCUGACGUUUCCUGCUCUCUGUGUUGACGUCAUUUACACAAGACUGGCGCUUCAUCAUCUUGACCAAUAUGACUACUGUUGCUAGUAUGACAACAGCAAAAGGAAACAAAA